CAUAACCCGGAUGUGACCGGCAGUGUUUCCGGUCCUGUGAGGCUGACGGUAGCACUCAGAGCAGAGUUUUUAGCGCCGUGGUGAGUGUGUUAUUGUGACUGUGUGUCGGUGAUAUGCGGGUGUGUUUGGGCCCCUACGGGCCCCCGCGGCUCGGCCUGGCUCCCUGUGGACCCCCACUGCUCGGCCUGGCCCUGCUGCUAGCCGCGGUCCCCCCUCUCUGGGCCUGGGACGCGGACCUGGAGCUGCUGGACCUGGUGGAGGAGAUCCCGCAGAGCUUCUACCAGUUCAUGUCUCUGGACCAGGAUGCCUCAGCAUUAGAGGUGAAGAAGGCGUAUCGCCGGCUGUCUCUCUCUCUUCAUCCUGAUAAGAACAGAGAUGAAAAUGCUGAAACUCAGUUCAGACAGCUGGUGGCGAUUUAUGAAGUCCUGAAGGACGAGGAGCGCCGACGCAAGUAUGAUGACAUCCUGGAGAACGGGCUCCCUGAUUGGAGGCAGCCGGUCUUCUACUACAGACGUGUGAGGAAGAUGAGCAACGCUGAGCUGGCUUUCCUCCUCUUCCUCAUCCUCACGGUGGGCCACUACGCAGUCAUCUGGUCCAUCUACCUGGAGAAACAGCUGGACGAGCUGCUGAGUAAGAAGAAGAAAGAGAAGAAGAAGAAGCUGAGCUCCAGACCGCCAGACGAGCUGCGCAGCGCCACGCACGACAGGUACACAUACUACUUCCUGUUUAGAUACUACUUCCUGUUCCCAUUAGUACACACCCACAGGUACACAUACUACUUCUGUUAG
Messenger RNA from Perca flavescens (yellow perch), 788 nucleotides. It is a transcript of the gene dnajc1, whose product is annotated as DnaJ (Hsp40) homolog, subfamily C, member 1. The coding region runs from base 114 to 788 and encodes 224 amino acids. NCBI's taxonomy places the organism in Eukaryota, Metazoa, Chordata, Actinopteri, Perciformes, Percidae. The record is from RefSeq and is a predicted model, not a curated record. The transcript has 5 exons. Gene Ontology annotation, cellular component: endomembrane system.